CGCUUGGCGGCCGACGACCAGGAUGGGAGCAGAGCCCCCAGGCCACCCGCAGCCUCUGGAGCCCCACUGAGCCGGCCGCGGAGACCCCGCGCGGGAGCCGAGAUGUGUCUGCGCCUUGGUGGCCUGAGUGUGGGUGACUUCCGGAAGGUGCUGAUGAAGACGGGGCUGGUGCUGGUGGUUCUGGGUCACGUGAGCUUCAUCGCGGCAGCUUUACUCCAUGGUACUGUGCUGCGCUACGUGGCUGCCCCCCACGACACUGUGGCUCUGCAGUACUGCGUGGUCAACAUCCUCUCUGUCACUUCCGCCAUUGUGGUCAUCACCUCCGGCACUACAGCCAUCGUGUUGUCACGCUACCUCCCCAGCAUCCCCCUGCGCUGGGCAGUGUUUAGCUCAAGUGUGGCCUGUGCCUUUCUCUCUCUGACCUGUGCUCUCGGCCUCUUGGCCUCGAUCGCCGUGACCUUUGCCACCCAGGGACGGGCACUGCUGGCUGCCUGCACUUUUAGGAGCCCUGAACUACUGGCGCUGGCGCCUGACUGUCCCUUCGACCCCACACGCAUUUAUAGCUCCAGCCUGUGCCUCUGGGGUAUCUCACUUGUGUUCUGCGUGGCAGAGAGUGUGUUUGCUGUACGAUGCGCCAGGCUCAUCCACCAGCUGCUGGAACUGAGGCCCUGGUGGGGGAAAAGCAGCCACCACAUGCCUUUUGUGUCUCCACAGAUGCAGGAGAGCCCAGAGGCCAUGGAGGGCCAUGACCUGAUGAGCUGCCCCAGCUCUGUGUCGCUGACCCUCUGACAGCUGAUGCCUCACCCAGACCCCAUGGCCAGUGGGGCCCUGCAACCAAGUCGGGCCAGGAUUCCUGGAGCUGGCCCAUGAGGGCUCAAUGUCCAUUCAGGAACCUGGGUGGGGAUUUUAAACUCCACCCCCAACCACCCAACCCACUGCACUGAAACAAGACUUUAUUCUGAAGUUAUUAAAAAGAACAGAGAUGCUC
Molossus molossus (Pallas's mastiff bat) is the source of this 988-nucleotide messenger RNA. RefSeq names its product transmembrane protein 54 (gene TMEM54). The record is from RefSeq and is a predicted model, not a curated record. Bases 103 to 789 code for a protein of 228 amino acids. Lineage: Eukaryota; Metazoa; Chordata; Mammalia; Chiroptera; Molossidae. The transcript has 6 exons.